AAAGUCUGGGCUCCAGCAGCAGUGGUGGUCCUUGGGCCGGAGCCUGAGGGAGAGGAGGGAGCGAGUGGAGGCCCAACAGCCCCCAGAGGCUGGCCUUGCUGGAGGAGGAGAUCCAGAGUUAGAGCAGGAGACAGCCACCAUCCUGGGGGAUAGGAUGAGCAGGCUUGAGGGACCAGGACUGAUGGUUUGUGCUGAUGGACCACGACCCGCUGCUUGAAAUGUCUGCUGGCACAUACAGGAAGAGUGGCUUGAAGGAGAGUCCCUCCACCCUGCGCUUACUCACCCAGGGACUGACCUUGUUCUUCAAAAGACAACGCCAGACUUAACAAGCUGCUGUGUUUAUGUUGUCAACUCGAAAUGUCUGCUGCAAUAUGUGGCUUUGCUCCCAGAGGACAAUGUUACAUUAUUAGCCACAGCAGCUGCUGAGCCUGUGUGUGAACUAAAUGAUAAAUCUAUAUGACUUCCUGUGGGAACCCGUCAGUCCCAAGACAUCCACUGUUCCGUGUGGUAAAUGGCAGAAGGCUUAAAAUAACUCUACGACGCUACAGAAGAAGAAGAAGAAUGGCCAUGGUGUCCACUCCAGACAAGAGCACUCGUCCUGUCAGUGCUCCCAUCAUGUCCCCCAUCUCUCCCGGGGAUGUCGCACCGUCCCCUGUGACCUCGGGCCUGCCCCGCGGUGAGCGGCGAGAAGCCUCCACCCCCACGGUUCGCAAGUCCCGCUCAGCAGAGAGGAAAACCAAAGAAGAGGCCAAGGUGGAGAGCAAGGUGACAGAGGUCUCCAAGACACAGAGCUCCAGACCACAGUCCACCCCAGAGUUCAAGAGGGAGGGAGCCAGGAGGAGUAGGCAUCAUGCCCCUGCAGUCACCACCACCACCAACGGGACAGAGAGAGAGAGAAAGAGCCAGCAGCAUUCGUCCCGAGAGAGAACCGACACGGAGACGGUGCGAGUGAGGAAGGACCUGGAUAAGACCCAGGCAGAGAUUAUGCGUCACCACACCAGUAUCAGUGAGCUGAAGAGAAGCUUCAUGGAGUCUGUUCCGGAGCCGCGGCAGAGCGAGUGGGACAAACGCCUGUCCACCCACUCACCCUUCCGCACGGCCAGCAUCAACGGACAGCUGCAGCCAGGCACUGACGGGCCUAACGUGGUGAAAACACAGACAAUCACCAUCUCCGACGUGUCUAACUCCCUGCGAGGAGACGUCUCUAACAAGGAGGUCCCCAUCGUGCACACUGAGACCAAGACCAUUACCUACGAGUCAGCGCAGUGUCUCCUUCAGCCCGUAGACAGCAUGGCAGAAAGGGACUCUGGAGUGCUACUGAGUGCCCAGACCAUCACCUCAGAGACAGUCAGUACAACCACCACCACUCAGAUCACCAAGACGGUGAAAGGAGGCAUCUCAGAGACUCGCAUCGAGAAGAGGAUUGUGAUAACUGGAGACACAGAGAUUGAUCACGACAAGGCUCUGGCCCAGGCUAUCAAGGAGGCGAAGGAGCAGCACCCGGACAUGUCUGUGACCAAAGUGGUGGUGCACCAGGAAACAGAGAUCACCCCCGAUUAACCCCAGGCUCACCUUUCCUAUGACCAGCUGGGGGCCAAAACUACCACGGCGCCUGAGGAAGGUGAACUCACACACAUCCCCCGCCCGCCCUGACCUUCUCUGCUUGUUUCACCGCCAUUCCUGCUUGUUUACCUCAGAGACCCCCCCACCUUGGGAACAGACACCAGACACACACACCACACCAGACUGGACCGGUCCAACCUGCCAGAGAGAACAAGCUUCACUUUUCAACUAUGAACUUUGAACCUCCCAACCAAUGGAGUUCAACUGAAGGAAAAGGGAACAAACAGAACUCUCCAAAAGAACUCCCAGAAUUCCCUAGGACUACCCACAAUCCCUCUCUCUCUCUCUCUCUCUCUUUCACUCUCUUCCACUCCACUGCCAAAUCCCGAACAACCAAACUGGAUUUUUGUAAACAAUAAAAAUGUUGAAAUAAUGUAUUAGAAUUUUUUUCCUCUUUCUCCAAUUUGUCUGGAGAUUUUAACAAGAAUUUUCAAAGGACAUUUGGUCUUUAAAUUGUGUAGAGAUUGCAGGGACUUUGUUCAUAUUUUUCUAAGACUUUUCUUAUUGCCGUAAUUGGAAAAUCGGUAUCUUCAAAGUCAACUUUGAAGGGACUUUUAUUCUGAAGUGGGAUGAUAGCAAGGGAUUUUGGGUGAUUUUUCUGGGACUCUUCAACCAUCGUGAUACGAGGAUCCCUCUUCAAAUCAAACUUUACAACCAAGUUUGGUUUCAUCUCUUGUACAGUACAAAAAGUUAUAUUUUCCCUCUCAAUGUGAAAAAUAUUUUUUACAUUUAAGUGUUGAAAAUAUUUUAUUUCAUCCAAACUUUUUGGGGGCCCUAUUUAAGUCUUUGUCGUCUUUUGAAGAUAUGACAUCAUUAUCUAUUCGUCUGGAGGAUUUUCACAUCUUUUUUGACUGUUUUAGGUUGUCUUUGUUGUUGUAGUUACACUGGGGGGGAAAGGGGCUUCAUCAGGACUGAAGGGAGAGAAGCAGUGUAUUGACAUUACAUUUAUUAUAUUAUUGACAUCCUCUUUUAUUUCUGUGUAUUCAUACAUCAUUUUAGAUCACCCUGACUUUACAGGUUUGUAGUUAGAUGUUUUCACACAGCAUUCCAAUCACCAGCUACAUAACAGUCAUUCAUUUAUACCGGGCAUGGCAGAGCAGUAGAGGCAACUUUACAAUGUCCUGCAUUAAUUUACCUGUAUUUCUACUUUUCUACCAAAGGGGGCAGUGUUUACUCAUUUAGAGAGAUGGACCACUACGCAGAAGAAGUCAGUUGGAGAACACUUCAUGCUAAAGGCCAAAAAUGUUUAAUUGGGGUUGAUUCGAGAAUCAAUGUUAAAGGCCCAAUGCUGUCAAAAAAUGAGAUUUUUCUGUGUUUUAUAUUUCCACUCUAUGAGGUUGGAAUACUACUGUGAAAUUGUGAAAAUGAUGAUAAUGCCCUUUUAGUGUUUGAGCUAUUUGAACAGCCCAACUGAAAUUUCAACCUGUUUUGGUGGGGAUGGAGUUUUGGCUUCAUCAGUCAGUUAAUUAGAGUUCCAAACCUCUCUGCCAAUAACAACUCGUUUCCAGUUUCCUCCUCCCAACUCAGGCCACUCCCAGACAGCCCUAGCAAAAAUUCUUGUUUGAGAAUUUGCUCUUUGCUAAGAAGCUAUUUUUGUUUAUUUUUUACCAUUUUAAUUAAAAAACAAUCACAGUAAGGUAUUGUUACCCAGAAGGUAUGUGAUAUUGAGAUAAACAUAUAUAUUUUUUAAAGAGCUUAAAAAGGAAACAGAAAGUCUCAAUUGGGGAUUUUGGGAACACAUUCCCUCUGGGAGCCUCUUUGGUGUUCUCCUUUUAGAAGACUACUAGUUACAUCAGCACAAAAUGAAGUUAUUGUUAUCCUUAUCUGUUUACUCCCAUGCCUUUUAUCUGUGAAGAAUACCAAUUUAAUUGAUCCUCCUGUGACGUACACACUGUCCCUUUAAGUAACAACAACCCAAUAUAAUAAGCAAAGAGUACAGUACACAUAGUUUUUAAAUGUUUUGGUCUAGUUUAAAAACAUGAUGUUGUUUUAGGACACAUAAUAUUACAAUGUUCAAUAUCCAAUGUGUUGUAGUUCUUUCAGUGUGUUGUUUCUUCACCUUCCUCUUCUUCAUUGUGGCACUCUCUUUUCUACAUUGGUGAUGGACGGAGACUAGGAAGAACCAGCAAGCCUAUACAUCUAAAGGUCAUGUUUAUUUUGUCAUAGUGAUAUAUAUCUGUCUCUCUCUCUCUCUCUCUCUCUCUCUCUCCCUCUGUCUGUCUCUCUCUCUCUCCCUCUGUCUCUCUCUCCCUCUGUCUCUCUCUCUCUGUCUGUCUCUCUCUCUCUCCCUCUGUCUGUCUCUCUCUCUCUCCCUCUGUCUGUCUCUCUCUCUCUCCCUCUGUCUCUCUCUCUCUCUCCAUCUGUCUCUCUCUCUCUCUCCAUCUGUCUCUCUCUCUCUGUCUCUCUCUCUCUCCUUCUGUCUCUCUCUCUCUCUCCCUCUGUCUCUCUCUCUCUGUCUCUCUCUCUCUGUCUCUCUCUCUCUCCCUCUGUCUCUCUCUCUCCCUCUGUCUCUCUCUCUCUGUCUCUCUCUCUCUGUCUCUCUCUCUCCCUCUGUCUCUCUCUCCCUCUGUCUCUCUCUCUCUGUCUCUCUCUCUCUGUCUCUCUCUCUCCCUCUCUCUCUCUCUCCCUCUGUCUGUCUCUCUCCCUCUCCCUCUCUCUCUCCCUCUCUGUCUCUCUCUCCCUCUCUCUCUCUCUCUCUCUCUCCCUCUCUCUCUCUCUCUCUCCCUCUCUCUCUCUCUCUCUCUCUCCUCUCUCUCUCUCUCUCCCUCUGUCUCUCUCCCUCUCCCUCUCCCUCUCCCUCUCUCUCUCUCUCUCUCUCCCUCUCUGUCUCUCUCCCUCUCUCCCUCUCCCUCUCUCUCUCUCUCUCUCCCUCUCUGUCUCUCUCCCUCUCUCUCUCUCUCUCUCUGUUUCCCUCACUGUUAGAGAUAAUAUGUAAUAAAACAGCAUCGCUAAAUAAACACACCUUAUUGUGAA
Messenger RNA from Oncorhynchus kisutch (coho salmon), 4596 nucleotides. Its product is annotated as protein 4.1-like. The coding region runs from base 457 to 1560 and encodes 367 amino acids. NCBI's taxonomy places the organism in Eukaryota, Metazoa, Chordata, Actinopteri, Salmoniformes, Salmonidae. Gene Ontology annotation, cellular component: cytoskeleton; plasma membrane. Gene Ontology annotation, molecular function: structural molecule activity; actin binding. The record is from RefSeq and is a predicted model, not a curated record. The transcript is spliced from 10 exons. Gene Ontology annotation, biological process: cortical actin cytoskeleton organization; actomyosin structure organization.